Beauveria bassiana ARSEF 2860 is the source of this 1068-nucleotide messenger RNA. RefSeq names its product bax Inhibitor family protein. The record is from RefSeq and is a predicted model, not a curated record. Bases 1 to 1068 code for a protein of 355 amino acids. The transcript is spliced from 2 exons. Gene Ontology annotation, cellular component: mitochondrial inner membrane. NCBI's taxonomy places the organism in Eukaryota, Fungi, Ascomycota, Sordariomycetes, Hypocreales, Cordycipitaceae.
AUGUCGUUUACGUUUAGUAUUCGGCAAGGACCUGCGCGCCUCGCGCAGCGUCUACCCGAGAUUACCAGGAGCAGCACCUCAAUCCUGCGCUCCUCUGCUGCCGGUUUCCCCGCCCGCGGCUUCCACCAAGCGGCUGCCAAGAAGCAGCAGCAGGCCAUCGUGUCCCGCCUCGCGACGCCGACAAUGACGCGCAAUGCCUUUCGACAACCCGGAACUCGAUUCUACAGCCAAAAUCGCGGACAGUACCAGCAAGCGGCCUCAUCGACGACGAUGAGCGGCAGCGGCUACCGCAAGGUGCUGAUCGGCGGCGCCAUCUUUGGCGGCACACUCAUGGCAAUCAACGUGGUGUUUAACCGGGAGACGCGCGAGGACGGCGGCAUGCCCGUUUACGAGCGUGAGUACCUCAACAACACCUUUCUGCACACGGGUCUGGGUGUCGGCAUUAUUGCACUGACGGCCCGGCAGAUGGUGCAGUCGGGCUUCGUAUACCGCAUCAUGACGACGAACCCAUGGGUAGUUGGCCUGGGUGGUCUGGCGCUGAGCUUUGCCACCAUGAUUGGCACGCGUUCCAUUAGCCCCGAUAACUACGUCCCCAAGUACGCCCUCUGGACUGCCUUCAACGCCACUCAGGCCGCUUUCGUCGCCCCGAUGCUCGCUUUUCUCCCCGGCGCCCUGCUCGCCCGCGCCGGCCUCUACACUGUUGCCAUGAUGGGCUCCAUCGCCAUUGUCGGCGCCACUGCCAAGCAGGAGAAGUACCUAUACAUUGGCGGUCCCCUGCUCGCCGGCGCCGCCAUUGUCGCCGCCUCGGGCUUCGCCCCGCUCCUGCUUCCCGUUACGGCCGUUCGCACGCUCGCCUUUACCGAGAACAUUUGGCUGUACGGUGGCCUCGCCGUCUUUGGCGGCUUCACCCUCUACGAUGUGCAAAAGGUACUGCACCACGCGCGUCUGGCCCAGGCCGGCUACAUGAAGCGCGAUCCCGUGAAUGAGAGUAUUGCGUUUGAGCUGGAUUUUCUAAACAUUUUCAUUCGCAUGGUGCAGAUCCUGUCGACAAACCAGCGUCGCAAGUAA